Messenger RNA from Prosopis cineraria, 2222 nucleotides. Its product is annotated as ankyrin repeat-containing protein At2g01680-like. Gene Ontology annotation, molecular function: protein phosphatase 1 binding; protein phosphatase regulator activity. The transcript is spliced from 3 exons. Bases 386 to 1975 code for a protein of 529 amino acids. Lineage: Eukaryota; Viridiplantae; Streptophyta; Magnoliopsida; Fabales; Fabaceae. Gene Ontology annotation, cellular component: plasma membrane. The record is from RefSeq and is a predicted model, not a curated record.
UGGACAGUCAAUUGGCUAGGCACCACAUGGAUUUGCUUUGCGUCAAGACCCCACCACCACCACCAUCAAUCACAUCAUCCAAAUAAAAAUUAAUGCUCCGAAUAAUCGGAAUCCGUUAAAUGGAUCAAGAACCCCUCCUUCUUCGCCUCAGCUUCCUCCUUAAAACGCCGCAUCCAAAUCUGUUAUCUUCAUUCCUCCACUUCAUACUCUUCUUUCUUUUGCUUCGAUCAGCUUCCUGUUCGAAUAAGAAGAAGCGACGAAAGUUUCUGAGGCAGAAAAUUGCUGAAUUAGGAUGCAAGACAGAGACAUGAUUUGGGUGUGAUUGAGUAAUCCAGAAUUGAAGAAGCAGUGAGGGAGAGGCAGUGUGCUUGUGUUUGUGCGCACGAUGAUGGAUUCCAGGGCUCUGCGAUUCAUUAGGUACCAGUCCAUUUUCUCGAUAGUUCGAUCUGGGGACUUGGAUGAGCUGAAGCAACUCCUGGAGCAGCUUAAUAGCGAAGAUGCUUCGUCGUUUUCUAAUGUGAUGUCCCUUCAGAACGAUGCCGGAGAGACGGCGCUGUACAUCGCUGCGGAGCAUAAUCUAGGUGAAAUUUUCGGCUACCUGCUCAAGUACUGUGACUUGGAGAUUGUGAAGAUCAGGUCCAAAUCAGACAUGAACGCCUUCCAUGUUGCCGCGAAGCGUGGUCAUCUAGAUAUCGUGAAAGAGUUUUUGAACAAGUGGCCUGAAGUUUGUAAGUUGUGUGACUCCUCAAACACUAGUCCCCUAUAUGCAGCUGCUGUUCAAGACCAUUUGGAGGUGGUGAAUGCUAUCUUGGAUGCAGAUGUGAAUUCAAUGUGGAUUGUUAGGAAAAAUGGAAAAACUGCGUUGCACAAUGCCGGUAGGUAUGGGCUUCUUCGUAUUGCGAAAGCACUUAUUGACCGAGAUCGAGGGAUAGUCUGUGUCAAAGAUAAAAAGGGUCAAACUGCACUGCAUAUGGCUGUAAAAGGACAGAGUGCGGAAGUAGUAGAGGAGAUAUUGCAAGCUGAUUGCACUAUAUUGAAUGAACGGGAUAAGAAGGGAAAUACUGCUUUACACAUGGCUACAAGGAAGGGUCGUUCACAGAUUGUGAGUCUUCUUCUAAGUUACACUGCUAUGGAUGUCAAUGCCAUCAAUAACCAGCGGGAAACAGCAUUGGAUUUGGCAGAUAAAUUGCAGUAUGGGGAUUCAGCUUUGGAAAUCAAGGAAGCCCUUGCAGAAUAUGGUGCCAAAUACGCCAGGCACGUUGGCAGAGUUGAUGAAACUAUGGAACUUAAAAGAACCGUGAGUGAUAUAAAGCAUGAAGUGCAGUCACAACUUGAGGCAAACUUAAAAACUCGCAGGCGAGUUUCUGGUAUUGCUAAAGAAUUGAAAAAGCUUCACAGAGAAGCAGUUCAAAAUACAAUUAACUCUGUCACAGUUGUUGCUGUCCUUUUUGCAUCAGUAGCAUUCUUAGCUAUAUUCAAUUUGCCUGGCCAAUAUAUCACGGAAGGACAUGAGAUUGGGAAGGCUAAUAUAGCUGACGAUGUUGCUUUCCAAGCCUUCUGUCUUCUAAACUCUACAUCGCUUUUCAUCUCUCUCUCAGUGGUGGUUGUUCAAAUCACUUUGGUAGCCUGGGACACAAGGGCUCAGAAGCAGGUUGUGUCAGUGGUGAACAAGCUAAUGUGGGCUGCUGGCGCUUGCACUUGUGGGGCUUUCCUGGCUUUGGCAUUUGUUGUUGUUGGAAGAAAGCAAACAUGGAUGGCUAUUACCAUAACUGUUUUGGGUGUACCUACAAUAGUUGGAACUCUAGCAUGUCUGUGCUACUUUGUUUUCCAGCAACAUUUUGGCAUUUUUCGCAGCGAUUCCCAGAGACGCAUCAAGAGAGCAAGUGGGAGCAAAUCUUUCUCUUGGUCCUACUCUGCAAAUAUAUCUGAAUUGGAUGAUUAUGAUUCUGACAUUGAGAAAAUCUAUGCUCUGUAAAGUCUGAACAACACUGGCACCACCCUGUUGAACUGGCACUCAUAUCCUGAACUUCCACCAUGUUGAUUUUAAGGGGAAUUUGGUUGAUGAUCCAUCAGGACCCUGCUGUUAAACCUGUAGUACAAUUUUUGGGUCGUACGAGGCAAUUUGGGUGGAUUUGCUAUAACUAAAUAUAUAGCGAGAUCUUUGGUUUAGAUUUUAUGUAUAUGAAAAUAAUACCAAGGCAGAGUCUAUAUUGUAUCCCUAA